UCGUGCACUAGGAAUUUUUCCCUCAUCACACAUGAGGAAUGAGGGAUCGUGUCUGUGUCUGUGAGGAGAUGCAUACACGAGAGGGUGAGAGUAUGUGUGACACGACAGCCAUGAUAAUCCGAAGUCACAUAUCCGGCUGAGUUUUCCUGGUAUUAAAAAAAAAAGAUAGCCACCUCGAUGGUCAAUACAUGCAUGAUUUUAAUACAUCUCAGAUGUGAUACGUGUCACUGGAGUUGUUAGUGCUGAGUGGGAUUAAUCGGGAGUCAUUCGACGCCUUUUGGGGUCUUUGAGGUAUUUUGAUUGUUGCGGGGAUCAUGGAGUGGCAGAAUGUGCCAGCAGUUUAGGAGUUUUCGAGGGAAUUCAGGGGCUCUGGUCAUUGGGGAUUUGGGAGGUGGUGGGUUUCGGUGGUGAGGUGACGGAGAGGAGUUUAUGAUGCCGUUGGCUAAUCAAACGCUCCCUUGGAAUCAGCAGAAUGUGAUUGAAAAGGUGUCCCCUGAAAUACUGCCUGCUGAGAAUCAAGAAACAAUGACGGCACCAGGUCCUGGCUUUCCAGAUGCCAAUUCAAAUGGUCAUGGAGAGUCACACGAGAUCGAAGUCCGUGAAGUUGUACGUGAUGGCCAUGAAAAAGCUGACCCUAGUCAUUUUGAGUUACUCAAAGUCCUGGGUCAGGGCUCAUUUGGAAAAGUAUUUCUCGUUCGAAAAGUCGUUGGCAGAGACAAGGGCACAUUGUACGCAAUGAAGGUCCUCAGGAAAGCAACGUUAAAAGUCAGGGAUAGAGUUAGAACGAAAAUGGAGAGGAAUAUUCUCGUGGAUGUUGAGCAUCCAUUCAUCGUUCGUCUGCACUAUGCUUUCCAGACUGAAGGCAAACUCUAUCUUAUUCUCGACUUUUUGAGGGGAGGGGAUUUAUUCUCACGUUUAUCCAAAGAGGUGAUGUUCACCGAAGAAGACGUUAAAUUCUACCUAGCUGAACUAGCCCUCGCCCUGGACCACAUUCACAACCUGGGGAUCAUCUACAGAGACCUGAAGCCUGAGAACAUUCUGCUGGACUCCAAUGGCCACAUGUCCCUCACAGACUUCGGCCUGAGCAAACAGCCCCUGGACGACACAAAGACCUACUCCUUCUGUGGAACAGUGGAGUACAUGGCCCCAGAAGUGGUAAAUCGUCAAGGCCAUUCGUUCGCUGCUGACUGGUGGAGUUUUGGAGUCCUCAUGUUCGAGAUGUUGACAGGAGCCCUUCCCUUCCAAGGGGCAAAUCGAAAGGAGACAAUGACCCAGAUCCUCAAAGCAAAACUAGGAAUGCCCUACAACAUAUCCCCAGAGGCCCAGUCCCUCCUGCGAGUCCUCUUCAAGAGAAAUCCAACCAACAGACUGGGAUCCAAGGGAGUCGAUGAGAUCAAGAGUCACCCGUUCUUCGCCUCAAUCGACUGGCAGGCGCUCUAUCAGAAGAAAGUCAAGCCCCCCUUCAAACCAGCAGUCAGUGAAGAGGACGAUGCUUUUUACUUCGACAGUGAAUUCACGUGCAAGACACCCAGAGACUCACCAGGGCUGCCACCCAGUGCCACAGCUCAUGAAUUGUUCCGAGGCUUCAGCUUCAUUGCUCCAGGACUGCUGGAGGAUCACUCGAAACCACCGGAUUUGAGGAGUGUCGAGAGCAUCAGCAGUGUCUUCCCGACUUAUGUCAAUCCAGCACCUAUCAGGGAGGAGUAUGAAUUCAAGGAAGAAAUAGGUAAGGGAAGCUAUAGCACAGUGUACCGAGCAGUUCACAAGACGACGAAGCUGGAGUGCGCGAUAAAAGUGAUCGACAAAUGCAAGAGAGACCCAACCGAAGAGAUAGAGAUUCUGCUGAGGUACGGUAGGCACCCGCACAUCGUGACGCUGCGAUCGGUCCACGAAGACGAGCGUCGAGUCUACCUCAUCCUGGAGCUCCUCAAGGGGGGCGAGCUACUGGACCGGCUCAUGGAGAGGAGAAACUUCACCGAGCGAGAGGCCGCCGAGGUGACAUUUACGAUAGCCAGUGUCGUUAAUUACCUGCACGAGAAUGGGGUAGUCCACAGGGACCUCAAGCCCUCUAACAUUCUGUACUCAAAGCCUGGUGGUGAUCCCAGUGGUUUGUGCAUCUGCGAUCUGGGCUUCGCCAAGCAGUUGAGAGCUGAGAAUGGAUUACUCAUGACGCCCUGUUACACAGCCAAUUUUGUGGCACCUGAGGUGCUCAAGAGACAGGGCUACGACGCUGCCUGCGAUAUCUGGUCCCUCGGGGUUCUACUCUACAUCAUGCUCGCUGGGUACACACCGUUUCCUAACAGUCCUGGUGACAGUGCCAGUGAUAUUCUUAAUCGCAUUGGCCCGGGGUAUGUGGAUCUGGACACUGGGGUCUGGGGCUGCAUCUCGGGGGAGGCGAAGGAACUCGUGAGGAGGAUGCUGCAUAUUGAUCCCCACAGGAGGCCUACUGCUGCUGGCGUCUUGAGGAGCACGUGGAUCGUCAACAGGGCCAAUUUGCCGCAGAAAGUAUUACCUGGGGUUGGACGAGAUCCUCGUAGUUUAAAGAAUGCAGUUGCUGCAACGUACAAAGCCAUGUCCAACAGUCCAGGUCUGCCCCACAUCGGUCCCGUAGUGAUGUCAGACCUGGCACGUCGUAGAGUCCAGGCAAAGCCCACAGGAGUAACAAAACUCUAAUAAAAUAUCAAAUCAAUCUCCUGAAAUUCUCGUACUCUUAGCCAUUCGAUCAAAUGCAUGAUUGACAUCGACCGACAGUGCAUUAGCCCAACAAUAACGAGAGUGAUCAAGUCGUCCACUGGUGCCAAUGUGUAAUUAACUCGAGACUAUUCAUUUGCCAGUAUUUAAAUUAUCAGUCUCAGUUCGAUUAAUCAAUUAAAUAUAUACAUUCCAUAUGUUUUCAUCGAUUAAACUUAGUCAUUGAGGUAGGAAAAAUAAUUUAAGUCCUCUCACCAAAGCCACUGAGGAUUGAAAAAUUAAUUAAUAAGUGUCACUGAUGAGAUAUAAACAGCACAGAGUGUUAAUUAAUUCGUGCAAUGUGAUUGUAUUUUUUUUAUCACUUAAAAAUCAUUAGAUGUUCGAUAAAAAAAAAGUGUUUUAUAUAGGUCUUAAGGAGAAUUAAUUGUUGUUGAUGUCUGACAAAUUUUAAAACGGACAGAAUGAAAAUUUAUUCUAAAGAGAUAAUGUUAUAUAAGAUCUUCCAUGAUUGUUGUUCGAUUGAUGGCACUAAUUGGUGUUGACGGGGGGGGGGAUUGUCUUUCAUGGAUACACACAUACCUCGUUAGCUUCAUAUACAAGGCCUUGAAUUUUUUAUGAUAUUCAUUAGCUUUUUGGGAUUUUUGUGGAACUCUUAGUGUUUUGUACAUUGUCUCUGUGUCUAGUAGCACUUUUGCAUUUCUAGGGAGAGGGAUUGGGGUGCUGUUGAUUGAUUGAUUAUCGAUAUUUGUUGACGGGUUAGUGGAGAUUGAGGUGUUGUUGGUGUUUUUAAAGUCAAUAGAUUGAUUGAGAAAAGAGAAUUCAGUAGUAAAGUGAUGAAAUUUCGUGAGAUAUUUUUCAUAGAACAUAAAAUUCUCCACAAAAAAUGUUCUUUGUUUCUGAGAUGAAGACCAUUAAUUGAAUUAAUGCAGAAACAUUGCAGAUUAGAUUGUUUAGAGUUCACUAUUUUACUACUGAAUUAUCUUCUUGUGAAUAAUGCUUCCCUGUUCAGAGUAUGAUUGUUCAAAUGUUGAUAAACAAAAAUUUUAAUCUCAUUGUCAGAACAUGUAUUGCCAUAAUCAUAGGAAUAAUUCCCCCUAAGAUAUUUUAAAAUAUAUUAUAGAUUAUUUCUACGUUCCCUGUCAACGCUUACAAAGAUGAAUUUAUUCAAAAUUACCUGUAAUGUGAGAAGAGAUGAGAAGAGAUGAAAGAAUAUACUUAACAUUGUCAAUUGCA
Molecule: messenger RNA, 3924 nt
Organism: Diachasma alloeum
Lineage: Eukaryota; Metazoa; Arthropoda; Insecta; Hymenoptera; Braconidae
Gene: S6kII
Product: ribosomal protein S6 kinase 2 beta
Exons: 4
Coding region: 430-2673 (747 amino acids)
Biological process (GO): intracellular signal transduction; protein phosphorylation
Molecular function (GO): ATP binding; magnesium ion binding; ribosomal protein S6 kinase activity
Source: RefSeq, a predicted model, not a curated record